This is a messenger RNA of Brienomyrus brachyistius, 3508 nucleotides long. It is a transcript of the gene sh3gl1b, whose product is annotated as SH3-domain GRB2-like 1b. Gene Ontology annotation, molecular function: protein binding. Gene Ontology annotation, cellular component: presynapse; glutamatergic synapse; cytoplasm. Gene Ontology annotation, biological process: synaptic vesicle uncoating. Bases 333 to 1385 code for a protein of 350 amino acids. Lineage: Eukaryota; Metazoa; Chordata; Actinopteri; Osteoglossiformes; Mormyridae. The record is from RefSeq and is a predicted model, not a curated record. The transcript is spliced from 11 exons.
CGUAUACGCUCCGGCAACAGGAAGUCCUCGCGGUUGCCAUGUAAUAUCCUGACUGGGCAGGGAGAGCAGCGCCGGCUGCGAGUUUAUGUCGACUGGAAACAAGUUGCGCAAAUUAGCGACUUUUUUUUUUUAUUGCGAGGAAGUUUUUUUAAAAGAAAGUAAACGGCCGUGUUGAGAGGACAGUCCGCUUCCAAGAUGUCUGUGGCGGGCUUGAAGAAACAGUUUUACAAAGCGAGUCAGUGGACGACGUUCCCGCACUCUUGGUUAAGUUCAGUGGAAAGUUCCUGAGUCAUCCCAGAGUCUGCAACAAUAUUCGUUUCAAAUGCUGGAGAAUGGUGAGCGAGAAGGUUGGCGGUGCAGAAGGGACUAAACUGGACGAAGACUUUAAAGACCUGGAGAGGAAAGUAGAUGUGACGAGCAAAGCUGUAGUAGAAAUGAUCUCCAAAACCUCAGAGUACCUGCAGCCUAACCCAGCGUCCCGUGCGAAGCUCUCCAUGCUGAACACCAUGUCGAAGAUCCGGGGCCAGGUGAAGAGCCCAGGCUACCCUCAGGCAGAGGGGCUACUGGGGGAGUGCAUGGCCAAGUUUGGCCGCGAACUCGGAGAAGACACCAACUUUGGUGGCGCACUUAUCGAUGCAGGGGAGACCAUGAAGAGACUGGCCGAGGUGAAGGACUCACUUGACAUUGACGUCAAACAGAACUUCAUAGACCCUCUGCAGGGCUUAUCUGACAAGGACCUCAGGGAGAUCCAGCAUCAUCUGAAGAAGCUGGAAGGACGCCGCUUGGACUAUGACUAUAAGAAGAAACGUCAGGGGAAGAUUCCAGAUGAAGAGGUCCGACAAGCCUUGGAGAAGUUCCAUGAGUCCAAGGAGGUCGCAGAGAUAAGCAUGUACAACCUGCUGGAGACUGAUAUCGAGCAGGUGAGCCAGCUGUCCUCGCUGGUGGAGUCGCAGCUGCAUUACCACAGGCAGGCUGUGCAGAUCCUGGAGGAGCUCUCGGACAAACUGAAGGACAGGAUCAACGAGGCGCAGUCCCGCCCCCGCCGGGAGUACACCCCUAAGCCUAGACCUGUGUGUGACUUCAGAGAUAACGACCAAUCGAAUGGCGGCUUCGCCCCCUCCACCCCAUCGACUCGCUCCUCAGGCUCCCGCUUCCAAUGCCGCCGAUUUUCCUUCCGAAAGACCAGAAACCGUGCAGAGCAGCCUUGCUGUAAGGCCCUGUACGACUUUGAGCCGGAGAACGAGGGCGAGUUGGGCUUCCGCGAGGGAGACAUCAUCACACUCACCAAUCAGAUCGACGAGAACUGGUAUGAAGGCAUGCUACGGGGCCAGUCUGGAUUCUUCCCACUGAACUACGUGGAGGUGAUCGUUCCUCUGUCUCACUAAAGAGGGCACCAGGAGGAAGAGGGGACUGAGAUUUCACUGAGACCCCAGGGCAUUGCCCUAACCUGUACCUUCAUCAUGGCCACUCUUAAAACACUUAAAUGUACACAACAUGUCCCCAUCACAUUUCAUAGGAGAGACAUCCAGUCUCAUAUCCAUGAGAAUGAGGGAAACACUUAAUUCAAAGUCACUCGCGCACUUUUUUGGCCCAGGUUUUAAGGGCCAUGGUAAAUUCUGUAUCACUGCUGACAGCAACGCAUCACUGUGGUUGACGGAAGAAGUCUGGUCAAAAUCUAGAAGCCGUUAGAUUUCAUAGUAUUUACAGGACACACAGAAUCAGGAUUGAGAGAUCAGCUCCACUGUGAGAGAUCAGCUCCACUGUGAGAGAUCAGCUCCACUGUGAGAGAUCAGCUCCACUGUGCAGCAUCUCUGGACAUUAUGCCAGGCUCCACUUCCUGCUGGUAAUAAGAUUAACUUUGUCUGCAACACAAGUUAUUCAGAGUAACCUGACUCCUUAAUUUUAGCCAGGCUUCUCCUUUAACCCUUUGCGCUCUCCUGCCAGCCCAUCACGGUAAGCAGCUGCAUGAUACUCAUGAAUGCCAUGAGAAAAUAGUUACGGUAGAUUCAUUACACGUAAAACCACCUUUGUUCAAGUCUGGGGUCCAUAUUUUCACUUAUGUAUUAGGCCCAGUGUCAUUUCUUUGCAAAAUCUAAUGUUAUAGAACCAUGGUCCUUUUUCGGAAGUCCACAGAGGUCUUUGACUGUACUUUGUCACAGUUUGGGAGAGGGUCUCCUUAGGAGUGUUCAGUAGCUCACACUGCAGGUGUUUAGGAGGUAUGAGCAAUAUCACUCAACACAAGAACACUAGACCUAUUGGAUGGACUACAUACAAGCUCUUAAUCAUAUAAUGCCCCACCCACUCGGUUCGAACCCUUUGAACUGUUAAGGUCCUUCUUGAAAGUGCAGUAAGACACCCUUCACCAUCUUAGGCUGUGCUUUAGUUUGUGUCCUUGGCCUGCCCCGUGUCAGGUGUUUCCCUGCAGGGUAUCACCAUAGCCAGCCUAAGAACGGAACCCGAAAGGGAUAGGAGAAUGCUUUCCGCGUCGGCGUCUUCGUGUGCCUGUCUCUAACACUUCGUGUUUUCUCCUCUGCGUGGCUCUUCCGUGUUCUGCUGCUGGUAGCUCGCUCGUCAGCAUUGGCAUGGGGAGACCUCGCCUUCGUGCGGGUUACCGAGCUCCUGUUGUGAGACCCCCUUCCCGUCUGCUUCUGGCUGGCCGCACUCGGCUCUGAGCCCUGUCAUCAUUGCCCACCGGGUCGUGGUCCUCAGCGGGGGGGGGGGGGGGGGUGAACGCAAAGCGUCCAUCGGGGUCAAUCUGGAAGCUGCAAUGGCCGUGCUUGGGUGGGAACGCCCCCCACGCAUGGUCAGAUUACACAUCUGUCCUAAAUCCCCUGUCAUCGUCUUUCUCCUCUGCCCCCUCCCACACGCUGUGCUAAUGUGUGACAUAACACACAGCAUGUUUAUUUAAAAAGGAAACGUUUACAUUGUCAUUUUUAGCUUUAUUUUAAAAAUGUGUAUAUCGAGAGGUGAGGUGACUCUGUCUGAGCACAGAGAACCCAAGCCCCAGCCCUCCCCCUGCCUGCCAGUGGGACAGGCUACUGCAUUGUUUAUUUCCCUUCUUUUAAAGCAACCUUCGAAUGCUAAUCCCAUGAAACAGUGUAUUGAUGACACAUAGGUGCAUGGGUGCAGCUGCAGCAUGUCGAAGCAUGCAGAGAAAUGCAUGCGGGUUUACUAAAAUGUAAAAGCUUUUUUUCCCCUUUCUAAUCCAGUCAUAGGCCCAGUAUUUUAGGGAAAAAAAAUAAUAAUCUGCUAUUCCAUAGUAUUACUUUAAUAUCAAAACCAUAAUGCAAAAAAACAUACAUUUUUAUAUAAAUUUAUCAGACUGCAUGAAGCUUUAUACUCUUGCUUAUUGUAAAACAUACUUUAAGGGGAAAUCUACUUUUAUUGUAGGUUUUGCUAAGAAUUAAUGCAACACUAAAUCGCAAUGUUCUGUUGUGUAUUAUCUUAAUUUUUUUUGUAUUUGCGUCAUGGGUUUCUGUCUUUAAAUAAAUACCAGUUUAAAAUGUGA